Fundulus heteroclitus (mummichog) is the source of this 3311-nucleotide messenger RNA. RefSeq names its product cytochrome P450 1B1-like. The transcript has 2 exons. Lineage: Eukaryota; Metazoa; Chordata; Actinopteri; Cyprinodontiformes; Fundulidae. The record is from RefSeq and is a predicted model, not a curated record. Gene Ontology annotation, molecular function: monooxygenase activity; iron ion binding; heme binding. Bases 138 to 1712 code for a protein of 524 amino acids.
UGACCCCUCCCACCAAAGUGAUAUAUAUAAGUGAGGUGUUAAGUGUUGAAUGUGUGUUACUCUAAUGACAACAAGACAAAAGCUGAAAUUGCCAAAAUUUGGGUUCUUUCUUGCAAAUUUCUGAGGAGGAAGGCAUAAUGGCUCAAAUGGAUGCCGAGUUUGAUUUGAGGAGCGGCAGCAUCAUCAAGGGUUGGAGCGGACAUGUCCAGCCUGCUCUCGUCGCCGCGGUUGUUUUUCUUUUUUGUCUGGAAGCCUGUCUGUGGGUCAGGAACCUUAAACUCAAGAGGAGACUGCCGGGACCUUUUGCUUGGCCUGUGGUUGGCAACGCCUUGCAGCUGGGCCACAUGCCUCACAUCACCUUCGCCGAGCUUGCUAAGAAAUACGGAGAUGUGUAUCAGAUCCGCUUGGGCUGCAGCGACAUCGUGGUCCUGAACGGCGCCCGGGUGAUCCGAGAAGCCCUGGUACAGCACAGCACAGAGUUUGCAGGGAGGCCAAACUUUGUGUCCUUUCAGAAUGUGUCAGGAGGGAAGAGUCUAAGUUUCAAUAACUACAGCAAACAGUGGAGGAUGCACAGAAAGAUAGCUCAAACCACAAUCCGAGCGUUCUCAUCUUUCAACAGCCGUACCAAAAAAGCUUUUGAGCAUCAAAUUGUGGCUGAGGCCACAGAACUGGUAGAGAUUUUCCUCCAACUCAGCACUCAAGGCCAGUAUUUCAACCCCGGGAAUGAGCUGACAGUAGCUGCUGCUAAUGUGAUUUGUGCCCUUUGCUUUGGAAAACGCUAUGGGCACAAUGAUGCUGAGUUCAGAGCCUUGUUGCGUCAUGUAGAUCUGUUCGGACGGACAGUGGGGGCUGGAAGCUUGGUUGAUGUCAUGCCGUGGCUUCAGUCUUUCCCCAAUCCUGUUCGAAGUGUAUUCAAGACUUUUAAAUGGUUGAAUCAAGAGUUCUUCAACUUUGUCAGCAGCAAAGUGGAGGAGCACAGGCAGACCUUUGAUCCACACAACAUCAGGGAUAUGAGUGAUGCCAUUAUAGAGCUCAUUGAUGAGUCUGACGGUGACACAGAGAUCACCAAAGAAUACACAGAGGCAACGGUGGCAGAUUUGAUCGGCGCAGGCAUGGACACUGUCUCCACCGCUCUCCACUGGAUUGUUCUCUUGUUAGCUAAGCACCCUGACAUUCAAACCAAACUCCAUGAGCUGAUUGACAGGGUGGUGGGGAGAGGCAGGCUGCCAUCUGUUGUGGACAGAGCACACAUGCCUUACCUGGAUGCCUUCAUCUAUGAGACAAUGCGUUUCACCAGCUUCGUCCCUGUCACCAUCCCCCAUUUGACCAUGUCAGACGUAACUGUGGGGGAUUUAAGCAUCCCCAAAGACACUGUGAUCUUUAUCAACCAGUGGUCUGUCAAUCACGACCCCCUGAGGUGGAAGGACCCUCAAGCCUUUGACCCCUCCCGCUUCUUAGAUGAAAACGGCUCCCUGGAUAAGGAUCUGACAAACAAUGUUAUGAUCUUCUCAGCAGGGAAGAGGCGAUGUAUCGGGGACCAGGUCGCAAAGGUUGAGAUUUUUUUGUUCUUUGCAAUCCUGCUGCAUCAAUGCAGCUUUGAAAAAUGCCCAGAUGAGGAUUUCUCUCUGAACUACAGUUAUGGCUUAACAUUGAAGCCUUUAGAUUACAAAAUCGCUGCCAAACUCAGAGGAGAAUUGCUAAAACACAAGUGAAAACUGUUCAAUAAAACAAGCUUGUGAACUAACCAGUUAUAUUUUAAAGAUUCUAUUUUUAAAAUACAAUAAACUUUGACUAACCACUGAAAUUAAAUGAUUAAGACUACUAUUUGAGUAGAGUUCAAAUCUUAUACAUAAUUCUUAUGUAUUAGAAUUAUAUAAUUCAUAAUUCUUAUGUAUAAGAAAGUUCAACUCCAAAGUUAAAAGUAAACAUAAAAUAGAGUAUACAUUGCUGGAAUAGUCAAAAUUACACAUACAACAUUAAUUAAUGGUGAUUUAUACAUUUAUCUUAUGUAUAUUGCUGUCUUUUCCACUAAUAAUGAAUAGCUUGCUUUUUGUUUCGCGGAGUUACUCCGAGGUUAAUUUAUAUUUGGUGUGCUGGACCUUUUCCAAGCACACUGAUAAACUCAUUUGAUUAAUAGGGAGCAUUGUGGGUGUUAGAGGUUGCAUGCAUUUCAAUUGGGUAGAUUUGGGUUAUUAAUCAGUAUUUCUGAGCAGUUUAAAACCUGACAUUUUAGCCUAAUUGUUCUCCGUUAACAAAACACAACAAAUCAAAUGACAAAGGUUGACUGAACCAACAUCUUUUGUUGAAAUCUAAUAUAGGUAGGAGUUUUUACUAAAUGAAAGCACGUAUUGUUCUACGAGUUAAAUUAUUCCUGAACAUUACAUCAACAACCUAAUACCCUUGAUUAACAUUUAAAUAACUAGUUUAUAUUUAACAUAUUUUCCUUUUUUUAUACAUGAGCUUCUAUAGGCUACUAUUUGAGACAUAAAAUGUAUGUGUUGUGGAACCUUUGAAAAACCCACUGGCUAGACAAGGAUUUCUGUUUUCUUUAUCUCUUUGAUGUUUUAAACUUUUCACAAAUUGUAUUAAUGCAUACGACAAUGACUACGGACUAGUCUACAGAGUUGCCAAACCCUUGUAAUAUCAAGCUUUUAAAGGGCAAACAAAAUCAAAUUUCUUGUCACUAGUUAAAUGGAUUUAAAUGUGGCUACAACAAUAAACAUGUUGUAUUGUUCAAUGUCAUUUUUUUCAGUAGAAUUGUUUAAAUUAUAUAAAUAUUUUCACUCCACGUAAUAGCCUCUGUAUACUAAUUUUACUUUUUUUCUCUAUCAAGAAACAAUGAGAAUAGUUUGUACUUUUGUUAAGGUGUUGGAUCUUUUUAAAAGCUUUCACAAUAAACAUACAACAAACAAGUUUGUGCAGCUCUUCUUUUCAUUUUGUACAGCGCAUUUGUGCAGCACUUAUCAUUAUCUUAUUCGUAAGGCCAAUACAUACUCCACAAGUAAAAAUAACUUUGUUCUUUUACCUGAGGCUGCAAGUACAAGAACAAAGUUUUUUCCUGGCCAUGAUAUUUCAUACUUCAUAAGAACUCAAGUGUAGAACGCCUUGGAAGUCUUCGUAGGUGUUCUGAACUGCAGCAGACCACCUUCGUAUUUUUCUGACACAAAAUAAGAAAAAGGUUCUGCCCAAAAUAUGCUUUAAGAAAAAGCUGCAAUAAUAGAAUUAUUUCAUUUUGCUUUUGCACCACUGGGAAAGAGAGCAAGUUUCUCUGGUCUUGCAGAUGUGUGCACAUUAUUUCUGUGGAAACACUC